AUGCGUCUUAACGCUUCUCUGGCGUCGCUUAUCCUAACCUCCAUAGCUCUCAUUGGCAAUGUCCAUGCGGAGGAUGAGGUUGAGGGAAAGCCCUCAUCCACAUCUUCCGUGAUUGAGAAACCUCUUUUCACUCCCACUACUCUCAAAGCUCCAUUCCUCGAGCAAUUCACCGACGAUUGGGAGACACGGUGGACACCCUCUCAUGCCAAGAAGCAGGACUCAUCAUCAGAGGAGGACUGGGCUUAUGUUGGAACUUGGGCCGUCGAGGAGCCACAUGUCUUCAACGGCAUGAAGGGCGACAAGGGCUUGGUGAUCAAGAAUGCCGCCGCCCAUCAUGCCAUUUCAGCCAAGUUCCCCAAGAAGAUUGAUAACAAGGGCAAUACCCUAGUGGUUCAAUAUGAAGUUAAGCUUCAGAACGGUCUCAAUUGCGGUGGCGCCUACAUGAAGCUUCUCCAGGAUAACAAGAAGCUCCACGCUGAGGAAUUCUCGAACGCUUCCCCAUAUGUGAUCAUGUUUGGACCCGACAAGUGUGGAGUUACCAAUAAAGUCCAUUUCAUCUUCAGACACAAGAACCCAAAGACUGGCGAGUACGAAGAGAAGCACCUGAAGAACCCACCAGCCGCCCGUGUCAGCAAGCUGUCCACUCUGUAUACCUUGAUCGUCAAGCCAGAUCAGUCCUUCCAGAUCUUGAUCGACGGUGAAGCCGUGAAGAAUGGCACACUGCUUGAAGACUUUAGCCCCGCUGUCAAUCCUCAAAAGGAAAUUGAUGACCCUGAAGACAAGAAGCCAAAGGACUGGGUUGAUGAAACUCGUAUCCCCGAUCCCACCGCUACCAAGCCCGAUGACUGGGACGAGGAUGCGCCCUACGAGAUUAUAGAUACUGAAGCAACCAAGCCUGAUGACUGGCUGGAUAGUGAACCUGAUAGCAUUCCUGACCCAGAGGCUCAGAAGCCUGAGGACUGGGAUGAUGAAGAAGACGGAGAUUGGGCAGCCCCGACAAUUCCCAACCCCAAGUGCAGCGAAGUGUCUGGCUGUGGCAAAUGGGAGGCACCUAUGAAGAAAAACCCAGACUACAAGGGCAAAUGGACCCCUCCUAUGAUCGAUAAUCCGGCCUACAAGGGACCAUGGACGCCGCGCAAAAUCCCCAAUCCCAACUACUUCGAAGACAAGACUCCCGCUAACUUCGAACCUAUGGGUGCUAUCGGAUUCGAAAUCUGGACCAUGCAAAACGACAUUCUCUUCAACAACAUCUACAUCGGCCACUCAAUCGAAGAUGCGCAGAAACUCAAGUCAGAGACCUGGGACAUCAAACACCCAAUCGAGGUUGCGGAAGAGGAAGCCACACGCCCCAAGGAUGAUGAGAAGGACAGCUCCUUUGUCAGCUUCAAGGAGGCUCCCGUACAAUUCGUACGUGAGAAGAUCAAUCUCUUCAUCAGCAUUGCGCGUAAGGAUCCCGUGCAGGCAGCCAAAAGCGUUCCGGAGGUCGCUGGAGGUCUGGGUGCUCUUGUCAUCACUCUUGCCCUCAUCAUUGUCGGUGCGAUUGGCCUCAGCAGUCCUGCCCCAGCACCCGCUGUUGCGAAAAAGGUGGAUGGAAAGGAGAAGGAUGGUGCUUCCAAGGAGAAGGCUGCGGAGGCAGUUAGCACUACGGCGGAUAAUGUGAAGGGGGCAGCUACGCGAAGAUCGGGCAAGGCUAAUAAUGAGUAA
Paracoccidioides lutzii Pb01 is the source of this 1704-nucleotide messenger RNA. RefSeq names its product calnexin. Gene Ontology annotation, molecular function: calcium ion binding. Bases 1 to 1704 code for a protein of 567 amino acids. Gene Ontology annotation, cellular component: endoplasmic reticulum; endoplasmic reticulum membrane. The record is from RefSeq and is a predicted model, not a curated record. Gene Ontology annotation, biological process: protein folding. The transcript is spliced from 5 exons.